Messenger RNA from Drechmeria coniospora, 504 nucleotides. RefSeq lists its product as uncharacterized. The record is from RefSeq and is a predicted model, not a curated record. The transcript has a single exon. The coding region runs from base 1 to 504 and encodes 167 amino acids. Lineage: Eukaryota; Fungi; Ascomycota; Sordariomycetes; Hypocreales; Ophiocordycipitaceae.
AUGGCGUCGGGCCUCUUCCAAACCGCUCUUCUCCUCGCACCCCUCACCUCCUCGACGGCGACGCUCGUCUGCGCCUGGGACCAGCACGUCUUUCACUCUGCCCUGACGCGGCCCGAGACACAACCGCACGCCGAAGCAAUUCUGCCGUCCUUUUGGCGCACGCUGCUGCCGACCGGUCUACCGCAGGUCGUUGCUCAGCUCGGCGCGACGGCCUGCACGAGCACCGUUGCCCUUUGCCUCCACGGUGAUCUACUGCGUCGCCGAAGCGCCCACGGCUGGUACGUGGCCGCGGCGACGCUCGCCGUCGCUCAUCUCGCCUACGGUCCGCUCGUCGCACGAAGCAUCAAGCGCGUCCUCGAUGAUGAGCGCCGCGAGGGCCGCAGCAAUGUCGCCGUCGAGCGUGUCUGGGUCGACGUGAACCUGCUGAGGAUGCUGACGACUGACCUCGCCGCCUGGGCCUGUGCCCUCGUCGCCGUUACGAAGGCGUUGACGGCCCAUCCAUGA